UCCAUUGCACCUCAACAGUUUAAUCACCUACUCGCAUGUAAGGAAGGUCAAACCGAAGUCUGUGCAAAGUGUAAAAAUGCAUGGUACCUCAGAGACAAGCCUAGAGGAGGAAUACAUCUUCACAAAUGGAAAAUGGACAAUAAUACUAAAGCCUGUCAGAGUAGCUGGCGACGGCUGCCCUGCAAGCAGUAGAGAGGAGAUGACAGCAGAUCAGGUCAACAAGGGCAUGCCAGAUGACCUAUUAUCCUCAGACACGUGUACCAUCCAGCCUCCCCUAGUUGCAGAAACAUCUGUGCAUGAGGAGACCAGCCAUGCCCUGGACCAACAAACUCAAACUCUCCACAAUAUUUCAGCCACAAUGCUGAUUCCAAACUUGGACAAUAUUGCAGAGAUUCAGACCACUGACAUACAAGAGGAGACGGAAAGAGGAAAUGUCUUAGAUUUAGUCUUAGUUCAACCCCCUGUUCAGACUUUUUCUAUGAUGACAAAUAGAUUGAAUAUAGCAGAAGGAGAUGAGGUAAACGUUGGGAAUCUUGACCUAGCUGAUGUGGCACAGGUUGGGAAAGAUUGUGCCAGUAAUUCAAGAUUUUUUACCCAAGCAAGUCAGGAAGGUUCAAAGGAUGAAGUUAUCACAGUGACAUCGCAGCCUCCAACUAACCUGUACAGUGAUCCUUGUGAUGUAUCAGAAAGCAUAACUGGUCCCAAAGGAAUUAUGGAAACUGCAAUACCUGAGAACGCUGUGUCUCAAGAUGAUGUGAUAUGUGAUUGUGGGUCUACUGGUAUAUCAGAGAGUCAAAGUUUGUCAAAAACAAUAUUGACUGGUUUGCCAAUGAUACCUGAGCAUCAUGAUGCUGCUGCUGAGACUAUGACACAGAACUCUGAACAGAAUUGCCUUGAUCUGAAUUAUCAAGAGAAUAAAGUUCUUGAAAACAGCCAAUCUGGUGAAAAUGCAAUCUCAAACAAAAAAGAGUACAUGCUAACUGUAGACCAGUCAUCAUCAGGACAUCUAAACAGAGAGUAUAGCACAGUAGGCGACAUGCCAGACUCUUACUUUGAGACUGAGGAUGUUCAGGAUGUAAUGACAGGGGUUGACAGUGUAGACCAGGGGGAGACUGUGUGUAACACUGAUACAGAGAGUACUGAUGUCAUACACGCUGACAAAGAAGUAAGUGGAAUAGUUGGGGAGACUGUAUGUAAUGCCAACCAUGAAAUAAGUGGUAUUACACAGGAGACUGCCUGUCAUACUGAAUCUGAAAUAAAUGACUCUACAAAGGGGUCUACUUUUAACUCUGACCCUGAAGUAGGUGAGGAAAUGUUUUCUUGCAUCACUUCUAUCACACAUGAGUCUCACGCAGCAUCAAUAACAAGUAAAACUGCAGGGGAACAUAUUCCUAACACUGAUUCUGAAACAGAUGACAUUUUAGGAGAGAUUAUUAGUCAGACUAACUAUAAAGCGAGUGGUACAACAGAUGAGACUCUCCAUAACUCUAACAUCAUAGAGGAGGCCCAUACUGAAACUGUAUGCAAUAUUGGCUCUGAAAAAAGUUAUAUUUUUGGAGAGACUGUAAGUGACAUUGCAACUAAGACUGAUCAUAACUGUGAUUAUGGAAUGAAAGACAUUUUAGCAGAGACAAACGAUACAAACCCUGUGCCUGAGGUUCCAGUGAUACAGGAGCCUCUGUACAAACUUGUAGUGGAACUGAACAAACCCGACACUGUAUGUGCCUCUCCAGUCCUAAGACCGCCAGUUACCCAACCUAGUUCAAUUGAACUCAAUGACAAUAAUCUGGAUGGACAACGCAGAGCGUUGAUCUUUGAUCAAGCCAUUGCUAAUCCAAAUGCCAUGCAAGGAGACAGCUUGGCUGACUCAGCUGCUAAUUUGUUGGAGAAUGUCUUGACUCAAACAACACAGAAUCUUGUUACAGAGUCCAGUCUGGACAUGGUGGUGUCAGAAUCUUGUCUGCUAGGAGAUCCUGUGCUAGACAGAAGUCCAGCACUGUUGCUCCACCAGCUGGAACCAAAGGCUUUUAGCAGGAAUGACCAAGUGGUGGAUAACACGGCUGAAAAUAACUCUGACACACAUCUCCUGUUUCCCGGCUUCCUGAACACAUCGAUAGAAAUCCCUCAGAUUAGCGAGGAAGCUGGGACAGACCUUCGACUUUUGGAUAUUUGUUCCACACCUGCCGCUGUUCAGGAAUCAAGCUGCAGAGGAAUGGAGGAUGAUCUUUCUAACGAGUUAUGGAUGGAUGCUUGCCAGUUUCUUACAAUUGAAGAGGACAAGGAGUCUAUCUAUGAUGAGUGGGGGCAUUCUCCAAUCCCUAGUCCCUGCAGAGUGUCUCCAAACAUCACAAAGUCCUUGGCUUCCUCUCAGGGUAGGGGAGCUGUGAUUGGUCAACUUGGUGAUUGGGAACUCCCACCUGUUGAGAGGUGGUCAUCUUCAGACAGCUGGGCUAGUGCUUUCUCAGACUGGUUCCAGACUGUAAGUGUCUUUGCGGAAGAUCGUCCACUCGCUGCCACUGCGACAAGUAGUAGCAACCCUCUUGACUCCCAGCCCCAACCUUGCAUGGCUGUCCAGGACACCACAGAGCAGCAGAAGGAUAGCCCAGAAAGCUGCUCCACCACUGGGCAAAUGUGUCUACCUACAAGCUCCACAGAAGCAGAAGUAGAUGCCCAGCGCCGAAGAGUGCCAAGGGAUGAGGAAACACUCCUACAGCUGGCAGAAAAAGACAUGCAUCUCCAUGUCAGGACUCAGGAUUUACCAGGAGAGUCUGUGGACACUCAGGUAGAGAGGAAAAUGGAGGUAGAGACUGUGAACCCAUCUGGAGACUGUAUGCAAAAUCUGGGAUCACAUGUGCAAGAUGUUACAAUGGCACCUGUGAUGCCUAUGAAAGAUUUUACAGCUGGAAAGCUCACAAACCAGCGUAUCUCUGGAACUAAGCUGGACAGUGACGGAAUCCAGGAAGUGGCAGAAGACAGAACGUUCCAGCUUUCAGCAGACUUCGAGGAGGAAAGUGUGAGGAAUUCCAGUCCCUUGAAGUUCUCGAGUUACCUCAGCAACAAGGAUCCUGUGGUUGGAUGUGCAUGUGGCCCUUGUCUUGACACACAUGCUCCUCAUCUGGACAGACAUGUGCCUUCCGAACGAGAAUGCCUGACACGAGCAAAAGGUGUGGAGACCCCCCACACUGAAGAGAGUUGGUCACAUGCAUGCUUCUACACACAGGAUCCAGAAACAUCCCAGGGACAGAGUAGAUUUGAAGAUCCUGAGUUUAUUAUGCCAUUUGCACCAGUCAGCAUUGGAACAUCAUUCCAUCAUCCAUUUGAUUUAAAAGCGGGUCAACCCAGUCCAAAGACAUCCAUAAAACCAUCUCUCACAGGGAAUAUCGAUGAGAUUAAAGGUUGUUUACCAACGAAGAUCAUUGGAAAAGUUACAAGUGGUCAGGAACUCUCAGAUGACCAGUUUUGUACAUGCUCCGAGAAAAGCAGUAAGCAGAGUUCUUCAGGUUUUGGAGACUCAGAGGAGUCUUCCUCUCAAGAAACCCAAACUGAAAUACAAAAUGCUGGUGACAUCAGCCAUGAACUUUCCAAGCUAAUCUUACUCACUGGCCAGCGAUUUAUAGUCUCUGAGGAAAAGCGUGUCGCGUAUGUAACUCUAGACUUGGAUGAUGUGAACUUUAUUAAGGAGGUGAGUGAUGUGAGCUGUGAUCAGAGAGCGCCUUCCUUUCCGAAACAACAUAACUGUGAAGAGCACCCACAUAUAAAAGACACUGAGAUGCCGCACAAAACCCCAAAGACAUCCUCUGAGGGGAAAACACGCUCCAAACACAAGGAAAAAAUAACCGGCCAACAGCUUGGGACUGCAACCAAGAAGCAAGAGAAAGUUCAGCCAGAAGGCCAUGUUGCAAAUGAGUCUCUCUCCUCUGAGGCUCUCUCCUCUGAGCCCGGGACAGUCACUGUAAUUGAGACCAUUGUUAUAACAGAGAAGAUCAUGCCUAAACCUCAGGGGAAGAAGAAGAAGAAGCAUGGAAUGGCCAAGCCAGAGAGUGAACCCCUGGCUGAAGUAGAGAAUGGAGCGAGGCCCAAGGCCACAAAGGCCACAUGUGAAGGUGCGGCGGCAAAGCCAGCACCGAAACCAGGGAAAGUGAAGGAGAAACCAGCACUGCCUCUAAUAUCUACAUUAAACACUCUCAGCACAGGCAGCCCCGUCAAUGACAGCGCAAUGAAGUGCAAAGGAACAGAAGCAAUCAAAGCCAAUGCAGGAAUAACCUCAUGCGGCCAAGCAUCCCAAAGCACAGGCCUCCCCAGUGUGCUGGAUGAUGACCUCAUCAAACGUAGACGCAUCUCUGGGGAGAAAAGCGAAGCUGUCCCGAUAAGAGCGAGACCGCAGUUACCCACAAUAUUCCGGCAAAAGAAAGAGGAGGAGGUGGGCUUUAAGAGAGCGUACAGUGACGUUGUCAAACAGAAGAUUCAGACACCUAAAGAAGUUGUUGCAGUAGUCCAUGUGGUAGCUGAGAUCCAGGCAGAUCCAGUGCCUGAUGACCCUCAGAGCAUUUCUCUGUGGUGCCAGUUCAGCCCAUUAGCAGCAGAAACCUCCAUUACCUGGACCAAAGAGGGAAAGGUCCUGUCUGAGAAGAAGAGGGGAGCGGGCGAUGAGAGCCGUGUCACUCUGUCCAUUGUGAAGGCCUGCAGUAAGGACUUGGGCAUGUACUGCUGUAAUCUGACCAGCAGGCUUGGCUCAGUGUCCACUUCAGACUUCCAUCUCACAUCUGAAGUGCUCAUGGAACUUGUCAUCCCCAGCCAUGACACACCAGCUGAGCGCAGGGAGGUGGAUGGGGAAGUGGAGGAUGUGCAGUGUGCUCCGCUGCUCUUUAGGGGUGACAUCCUGACAGAUCAGUACUUUGGGGAGAACCAGUCUGCCAGCAUUGUGACAGAAAAGGCCCACUUUGGGGAGGGAAUGCACCGUAAGGCCUUCAGGACCACUCUGCGGGCCGGCAUGCUGCCUGUCUUCAACCCUGGACACCCCUGUGUGCUUAAAGUCCACAAUGCCAUCAGCUAUGGGACCAACAAUAAUGAAGAACUCAUUGAGAAAAACUAUAACCUGGCUGUGGAGGAGUGUCAUGUGCAGAACAUGGCCAGAGAAUACAUCAAGGCCUACACAAAUGCAACCAAAUCUGCAGAGUCAUUUGGAGAAGUCCCAGAGAUCAUCCCGAUCUACUUGGUCCACCGGCCAUCCAAUGAUAUCCCAUACGCCACUCUGGAGGAGGAGCUUAUUGGAGACUUUGUGAAGUAUUCAGUGAAGGAUGGGAAGGAGAUUAAUCUGAUGCGGAGAGACUCUGAGGCAGGUCAAAAGUGCUGUGCAUUCCAGCAUUGGGUGUAUGCUCAGACAGAUGGGAACCUUCUGGUCACUGAUAUGCAGGGUGUUGGUAUGAAACUGACAGAUGUUGGUAUCGCUACCUGCAGGAAAGGCUAUAAAGGAUUUAAAGGGAACUGUGCCACAUCUUUCAUCGACCAGUUCAAGGCUCUGCACCAGUGUAACAGGUUUUGUGAGCUGCUGGGUCUUCCGUCCUUACAGCCCAAACCCAAACGAACGGUGGCCCCGCCAAAGCCCAAAGCACAACCUGUGCCCAAGAAAAAGACCUUUGGCCCAGUUCUAAAGGGCAAAUCAUGAUUAGACUGAAGCCCUGAAGGCAGGGCAUUAUGGGUAAGUGGGGCAUUACCUUGAGGAAGUGAUGGAGGUGUUGUGAUGCAGAAAGCUUCAGGACACAAUUCUGAGGUGUAACCACUGUGAUCACCAUGUUUCACUUGCAAAGGAUUUAGUAGGUCAUUGUUAGCUGUGUAUGCCCAAUUUUUGGGUCUCUGAGGUGUGAAUAUAUGUUUUGGUGGUGUACCUGUCUAGUAGGGUGUCAUCAGACACAGUCUGAACAAUGAUUUUUGUAAUGUGGUGUAAUUUAUUGCAUCAGUUAGACAUCCUGCAUGUUAUGUUCAUGUUUAUUUUGGCUUCUGACAUGUAGUAAGCUGUUAUUUAAAAAAAAAAAAAAA
Molecule: messenger RNA, 6036 nt
Organism: Pygocentrus nattereri (red-bellied piranha)
Lineage: Eukaryota; Metazoa; Chordata; Actinopteri; Characiformes; Serrasalmidae
Gene: alpk2
Product: alpha-kinase 2
Exons: 12
Coding region: 77-5665 (1862 amino acids)
Biological process (GO): protein phosphorylation
Molecular function (GO): protein serine/threonine kinase activity; ATP binding
Source: RefSeq, a predicted model, not a curated record